AUGCGAACCUUCGUGCUCCUUCUCGCACUCUGUGCUGUCGCCAUUCUUGCAUCUUCGCUCCAACACAAAGUGAAAAAGUACAGCAAUCGCAACCGAUACAACCUCAAGGGAUGCUACAAACAAACUGGACGCGUCUACGAGCACAAGUAAGACUUUGGGCUUCCGGGCUUGCACUGUAUUCCAUCAUAUUCCAGGAAAAAUGACAGAAUCUACGAGACUGAUGAAUUCGACUCGGAGGAUCUUCCAAAGACCUGGGAUUGGAGAAACGCCAAUGGAGUCAACUACGCCUCCGCUGACAGAAACCAGCACAUCCCACAAUGUGAGUACUUUCUAAUUAUUUUGCCCCGCUCUUUCGAGGAGGCUCCAAAAAUUGGUUGUAAUACUCAAUGUUUGCUCCUUUGCACGGAAAUCUUUAGUAAAAGGCGAAAGAUUUUCACGGUCAAAUGCAGAGGAACCAGAGUUAAAGAGAGUGUAAUGACUGGGAAGGUCAAUGCACGCAGCAGCCGACACCUCACGGGUUCCGCCACCCGCUAUGUUUUGUGCGGAGGGGGCGGGGUUUAUGCUCACGACCGCCCUCUUCGAUGGAAAAAGGUUAUAAUUCUGCCAAUGAAAGUUUAAUUUUUCAGACUGCGGAUCGUGCUGGGCUUUCGGUAAGUGACACACUGUUCACAUUCUGUUUCAAUUCAACAGAAUGUCAUUUUCAGGAGCAACAAGUGCUCUGGCCGACCGUAUCAAUAUCAAGCGCAAAAACGCGUGGCCACAAGCGUACCUGUCAGUCCAAGAAGUGAUCGACUGCUCCGGAGCAGGAACUUGUGUGAUGGGCGGAGAGCCGGGCGGUGUCUACAAGUACGCUCACGAGCACGGAAUUCCGCAUGAGACAUGCAACAACUACCAGGCUAGAGACGGAAGUAAGAAGGGAGGGAGGGCAGCAAAACGGGAACUAUGAAAUCUAUGCCGAUGACGUUGCAGAGUGUGAUCCGUACAACCGAUGCGGUUCGUGCUGGCCAGGAGAGUGCUUCUCCAUCAAGAACUUCACUCUGUACAAGGUCUCCGAAUACGGAUCCGUCAGUGGCUACGAAAAGAUGAAGGCCGAGAUCUACCACAAAGGACCGAUCGCCUGCGGAAUCGCCGCCACGAAAGCCUUCGAGACCUACGACGGAGGGGUCUACAAGGAGGUGACCGACGAGGACAUCGACCAUAUUAUUUCGGUGCACGGAUGGGGAGUCGACCAGACGACCGGAGUCGAGUACUGGAUCGGAAGGAACUCGUGGGGACAGCCGUGGGGAGAGGACGGAUGGUUCCGCGUCGUCACUUCGCAGUACAAGAACGCCGGAAGCAAGUACAAUCUGAAGAUCGAGGAGGACUGCGUCUGGGCCGAUCCUAUCGUCUGA
This is a messenger RNA of Caenorhabditis sp. 36 PRJEB53466, 1391 nucleotides long. NCBI's taxonomy places the organism in Eukaryota, Metazoa, Nematoda, Chromadorea, Rhabditida, Rhabditidae. The record is from the annotation of a GenBank genome assembly.